GACACGUAUUGCUUUCGUUUUACAAACGUGCCAGUUGUUGACCUUGCACUGUUUAUGUUCGAAGUCCAAAAAGAGAAAAUGGCAGCCCGACUGAAAACGCUUUUUGGUCACAUUCAGGAACAUAAGACACCAACUGAUGUCUCAACAGUCUUAACACAUGCUAGUACAUACACUGGAACUUAUAAGUAUACUCUGAAUUCACCAAGGUUGACAGAAAAACAGAGACAGUUCUAUGAAGAUAAUGGGUAUUUGGUCAUUAAAAAACUUGUUCCUGAGUACAGCUUGCAGAAGUACAGAGAAAGAUUUGAACAGAUAUGUAAAAAGGAAGUUGUAGUACCUGGUUUGACCAUUAUGAGGGACGUUGCCAUUUCGAAAGAUGAGUUUGUACCAGGACAAAAAGCUGUAACCAAAAUCCAGAACUUUCAGUUAGAUGAAGAACUAUUUGAGUAUUGUAAAUUUCCAGAGGUAUUGGACUAUGUGGAAGCUAUUGUUGGAAGCAAUAUCAAGGCAAUCCAUACUAUGCUGAUUAACAAACCGCCAGAUCCAGGUAGGAAAACCUCCAGACAUCCGAUGCACCAGGAUCUCCAUUACUUCCCAAUGAAACCACCGGAGAAGAUCGUCUGUUCCUGGACUGCAAUGCAAAAAGUUAAUCGUGAAAACGGUUGCUUAGUUGUACUUCCUGGUACCCACAAAGGUACAUUACUUCAACAUGAUUAUCCUGAAUGGGAGGGUGGUGUUAAUAAGAUGUACCAUGGUGUGAGAGAUUAUGAUCCCAGCAUGCCGCGUUCACAUCUUGAUAUGGAGGCUGGUGACACAGUUUUCUUCCAUCCUCUUUUGAUACAUGGAUCAGGAAUGAACAGGACAAAAGACUUUAGAAAGUCCAUUUCAUGCCACUAUGCCAGCAGUGAUAUCGAAUUUGCAGAACAAGAUUCCCAGAGUACAAUAUCUGAGGAAAUACUUGAUUUGAUAGUUAAACAGUACAAGGUUCCCAGGGACAGCGUUAAAUAUGAGGACAUAUGGAAAAUCAAAAGCCGUACUGUUAAAGGACAUUCCGAUUGGUAAUGUAAAAUUUACAUUUUCAAAAGUGUUAGUCUAAAUUAUUCAAGUGAUACAUGAACAAGAUGGAGGUGUGACUUUAAUUUUAGUUAACAUAUUAAUUAUUUGGACAUCAUAUAUCUAUGAUUUAGUUCUGAAAUGCAUGUACAUGCAUAUUCAAAAUGACAUUUGAUUUUCUGAAAUGAAAUAAAUGACUUGACUUAUAUGCUUAAUU
Messenger RNA from Mytilus trossulus (common blue mussel), 1270 nucleotides. RefSeq names its product phytanoyl-CoA dioxygenase, peroxisomal-like. The record is from RefSeq and is a predicted model, not a curated record. Gene Ontology annotation, molecular function: phytanoyl-CoA dioxygenase activity. The transcript has a single exon. Bases 55 to 1062 code for a protein of 335 amino acids. Gene Ontology annotation, biological process: fatty acid alpha-oxidation. Lineage: Eukaryota; Metazoa; Mollusca; Bivalvia; Mytilida; Mytilidae.